CUUUCCAGUACUAUUUUGAACUCACUGGGACAGGAGGCUUUUUUCUCUCAUUCCUACAGCGCAGCGUUCGUAUCAAAGAAAGUGGUUAUACUUCCAGAGCAUGGCUUCGGACGUGGCCGAAGUGGCAGCCACCCCAGACAACGCUAUUGUUGAUCCAGACUACCGCGCACCAUCAUGGUUCAAAGUCCUGACUUCAAAAGCUUCCGAUACACAUUCGAAGGUCCCAGCAUUGAGAAAUUUGCCCUUUCCAGCAUUUGCAAUAAUUGCGCUUCUGGUUUUUGUCAACAUUGCAGUAUGGGUCGGUGUUGGUAUAGUGUUGCACUAUCAUCCAGCACUCAUUUCAACUGCACUACUGUCAUGGGUCCUGGGCUUAAGGCACGCUUUUGAUGCCGAUCAUAUCUCUGCUAUCGACUUGAUGACUCGUAGACUCAUUGCGACAGGCCAAAAGCCUGUCACAGUAGGUACUUUCUUCUCUCUCGGUCAUUCCACCAUAGUUAUUGUCACCUCCAUCGUGGUCGCAGCAACGGCAUCUGCUGUAUCCAAGGAAUUCGACAGCUUUUCUCGAGUUGGUGGUAUCAUCGGCUCAUCAGUCUCGGCAACAUUUCUGUUACUCCUCGGCGUUAUGAAUCUGUAUAUUGGUUACAGAUUAUUCAUGCGUAUGAAGCGACUUCUUCGUACACCGCCAGGCGAGGAACUGACAGAUGUUGAGAUUUUGGCUGGUGGUGGACCGUUGUUCAAUGUUCUUAAGCGAAUGUUUCGGCUCAUCGAUCGACCGUGGAAGAUGUACCCUCUUGGCGUUCUUUUUGGUCUAGGCUUCGAUACAUCGUCUGAAAUAGCGCUUCUCGGUAUAUCGAGUAUUCAAUCGGCACGCGGAACAUCACUCUGGCUGAUCUUAUUGUUUCCAUUGCUUUUCACAGCAGGCAUGUGCAUGAUUGAUACUGCCGACGGUGCCUUGAUGAUGAGUCUGUACUCCAGUGCGUCGUUGGCUAGGGAUCAAAUCGCCAUAUGCUACUACUCGUUAGCGUUGACGGGUGUUACAGUUGUUGUCGCCGUAUUUAUUGGAACUGUGCAGUUCUUGAUCCUAGGAGCAUCGGUAAUUAGCGACGAGGAAGCAGAAAAGCCUUUUUGGAAAGGCGUGAAUGCGCUUGGAGAUCGCUAUGAUAUUAUAGGAGGCUGCAUCUGUGGGACAUUCAUUAUGGCUGGCGUUGUAAGCUUCCUCGUCUACAAACCCUGGAGAAGAGUAGUGGAACGCAAGAGAACAAUGCUUGUUCCAAUGGAACAACCUGAAGAGGAAGAUGCAGUGUUAUACAGUGAGAUCGAUCUUAUAGGUGGAAGUGUAUCGACGCCGGCUCCAAAAGUGGAGGAAGAGCAAUCUCCAAAGCGUUGAUUGCGCUUGUUGAAGUCUCGCAGAAAAUAGUUCUAUGGCGACAGCGAGGGUAUAAAACAAAUCAGGUUAGAACUUAAGGGCUGAAGAUAAAGAGUCCGGUACUCAGGACAGCAUUGGUGAUGCCCAACGACUAUAUAGAUUAUGGUGGUGAUAGUGCUCGCAUUGUGGAGGAACGUAUACGGAGAGAUAGGACUGACUUUGCGGGGCUUGGAAGAAGAGAAAAUCCACCCACUCCUGCUAGAUCCUGAGUAUUGCGUAGUGCCAAUAUAUCUUCUCGGUUUGUGAAUGAUUACUUCAUUCUAAGCCGGGAUGACAGGCCAGAAAAUCUUAUGAUGAGCAUCGGGAUGCUUCAGAAGUUCAGCCUUG
Messenger RNA from Verruconis gallopava, 1753 nucleotides. RefSeq lists its product as uncharacterized. The record is from RefSeq and is a predicted model, not a curated record. The transcript is spliced from 3 exons. Lineage: Eukaryota; Fungi; Ascomycota; Dothideomycetes; Venturiales; Sympoventuriaceae. Gene Ontology annotation, cellular component: plasma membrane. The coding region runs from base 101 to 1387 and encodes 428 amino acids. Gene Ontology annotation, molecular function: nickel cation transmembrane transporter activity. Gene Ontology annotation, biological process: nickel cation transmembrane transport.